Ceratitis capitata (Mediterranean fruit fly) is the source of this 663-nucleotide messenger RNA. Its product is annotated as trypsin alpha-3-like. The record is from RefSeq and is a predicted model, not a curated record. NCBI's taxonomy places the organism in Eukaryota, Metazoa, Arthropoda, Insecta, Diptera, Tephritidae. Gene Ontology annotation, molecular function: serine-type endopeptidase activity. The transcript has 3 exons. Bases 1 to 663 code for a protein of 220 amino acids. Gene Ontology annotation, biological process: proteolysis.
AUGUCUCAUAAGGUUUCAUUACGUCAUCAAACGACGUUACAACACUUCUGUGCUGGUACUCUCAUACAUCCACAAUGGGUAUUGACAGCAGCACAUUGCUUCACGUAUACUAAAGAUCCCAAAGAACUGCUGUUACAAUAUGGUUCAAAUGCCUUACGUCCAAGUAAAAGGAAAUUGGUCAAUGUCAGUGAAGUCUUACGCCAUGAAGGAUACAGUCAAACUAUAGCCAUUCACGAUAUAGCACUUUUAAGGCUUGAAAAAGAAAUUAUGCUAGAUAAAGCAGACCUGGCGUUGCUUGCUGUAGAUGAAUAUUGUCGAGAAAUUCCUGCCAGCAAAGAGUCACCAUUACUCGUUGGUUGGGGCUUAAAUGCGACAGAGGGAAAAUUACAGCAACAACUGCACAAAGUGGAGCUAAAUUUAAUUAACCGCACGAAAUGCCGCCAACGAACACAAUCCACGAUUUAUGGCACUAACUUGUGCGCAGGUGUAACCGAUGGCACUGUAAAGGGACAAUGCAACGGUGAUUCCGGUGGUCCUCUACUCUUAAACAGAAAACAAAUUGGCAUUGUUUCGUGGAGUUUAAAACCAUGCGGCUCUUAUCCGGGCAUAUUUACAAAUGUUGGCUGUUAUGAGAAAUAUUUACACUGCUUGACAACCGAUUAA